This is a messenger RNA of Anopheles darlingi, 6105 nucleotides long. RefSeq names its product sodium-dependent transporter bedraggled (gene bdg). Gene Ontology annotation, cellular component: membrane. The transcript is spliced from 7 exons. Gene Ontology annotation, biological process: sodium ion transmembrane transport. Bases 642 to 5699 code for a protein of 1685 amino acids. Lineage: Eukaryota; Metazoa; Arthropoda; Insecta; Diptera; Culicidae. The record is from RefSeq and is a predicted model, not a curated record.
AGCAACAGCCUACGCGUGCUGUGCUGUAGACGAUCGGUGCGGGGUCGGUUGGUGUUCGCUGGUGUUUCACGCGAUCGUCAUCGAGUUGUCAACGACCUUUAGGCGGCGUGCGAGAUCCUCCUUCGGUCGAUCGGACGGUGCACCGGGGAUUAGCUAGAACACCGUCGUGAAGUGAAGUGUAGGUGCUCGGGAGUGGAAGUUUGUCUUCGAUUCUUAAGUCAGUGCCGAGUGUGAUCUAAAGAGUGAUCGUGGCCAUUACGGUGAUUUCGCUGUACAACUGUGCCCGUGCCCGAGGAUCGCGAAGAUCCCGUCCCGUGCCCUUAUUAAGUGAAGUUCUGGCGUUUUUUUUUUUGUGUGUGUGGUGUGGAGCAAGUUCCUGAGAUCGAGAUCGCACUUUCAGUAACGGGAUCAUUCGCGAUCUGGUUCGACGACAGAUCGGGCUGCAGAUGGUUAGGACAGUUGGCUCCGGACUUUGGGCUGGUGGGCAUGGUGGGCACCGGAAAUGAGCAGCAAAAGUCGGAGGCGCAGAUUGUUGCACCCUUACGCGAAGCGACACGGUGCUAAGUAGCGGAAGCAUCACAGCAGGACCGCCGUCACCGCCACCAGCAGCAGCAGCAGCAGCAGCAUCACGAAAGCACGAAAUGGCCACGAGCAGCGGGUCAUCCCGGGCUGUGUCCGCUAAUCAUCUGACACGCUCGCGAUCAACAGCCAACAGUGACCGGGGUAGGACGACGAUGGCACAGGACGACGAUGAUGGAGAUGGUGGUACGGCGGUGGCCAUUCCGGAGGCUAGCUACGACUACUACUGUACCCUACCGAGACCAUCGGCCAAGGCAGCACCGUACGAUGCGGCAGAUGAGUGCGAAACGGGACAUCGAGUGGAUCGGGCGCCGGUCGAUCCCGAAACGAUGGGAAACGGACAGUCGAUCCAGCAGCGGCUAUCGGGUCGCAGUGAUCUGGCCGCAAACCAGGCCGCGGCACGGCGUAGUCUGUUGUACGAGCAGAACAUGUGUACGUUCGAGAGCUUCUGUGAACGGCGGAACAGCCAGCAACGGUUACAGUCGGCGGACACGGCCACCGAUCCGAACGAUCGCGGACGACGUGACCUGGUGAAGGAGCAAGAGGAAGAUGAGGGUGCGGAUGGGCUAGGGAACUUUUGUACCUUGCGGAGACCUUCGCGUCGCCAGGAAGCAGAACGUUCGCCAGCGGACGGUAACGACGGUACGGCACGGUACUGUACACUGAAGCGCAAGAAGCUACAGCUGAACCGGAAGUUUGUCGAAAGCUUCCUGGAGGAUCCGAACGCCAAAGUGGCCGACUAUCUGUCCGAACUGGAUGCGUACCUGGACGAAAUAGACGAUGUAGAGGAUGACGACGACGACGACGACGAGGAAGAAGAGUGUGCGCGCGAGGACGAGACCGCGAGUGAUGUGACGAGCGUAUCGAUUGUGCAGAACGAGCAGCAGGAAGUGGAACCAACGGCGGAUGCGGUGGCGACGGUAGUCAUACCACACGCUAAUAGUGAAGAUGAUGAUGGUGGCCAAAGUCAAAGUUUACAGUAUUAUCAGCCAGCGAACGGCGGAGGUGUUAAGAUCGAGGAUCGUGUCCAGUUCGGUGAUAUCAAGCACUUCUGCACGCUACCGAAGCAGAAGCGUACGCAGGUGUUGAGUGCGUUCAAACGGGGUGCCUCAUUGCGCAGGACAUUCGUAGCACCACCACCACCACCACCAUCGAGCACAGCCAGUGAGGCGGAGAAUACAUCCGGAGCAGCAGCAGCAGCACCACCACCAUCAUCAGUAGAUUCUUCAAGUGCAAUCAUAGACGAUUGUCAGCAAACAUUGGCAUCGACGACGGCCGUUCCAGCGCGAUCUGAUGAAUCAUCCCGUACGGUUCAUGCCAGCUGGCAUCGAAAUUCGAUGCGCCGUAAGCACCUGAUCGAACUGCCGGAACAGCCAAUACCGGAGCAUGCCCUCGGGGGAGUCUCAGAUCAGCCGGAUGAUGAUUUCUGCUCGAUCAGCACUCUUCCGGCGGAUGAGCAGUUGAUUCCAAGGGAGCGAUCGGACCGAACGGUUACUACGUACAGUGUUCCGUCGUUGCUGGUGGCAUUGCCACCCUCCCCAACACCGGAACAACACGAACAAACCCAUUCAACCUGGGAACCGUCGGCUCCACCUACGUCAUCACCUUCGCCGCCACAUCAGGCACCAUCAGCAUAUGCUCUCGAGACCGAUCUGGAUGAUGAAGUUUGCACGCGACCCCGUCAAACAGGUCGUCGGGCUCAAUCGCAGCCGCGGCUCGUCUCCAUCACCGCCGUACGGGACGAGUCAACCAACGAGCUCAUCAUCCGGACCAACAGCGUCCCGGGGAACGCAUCGGCUCCACCGUUGGUACUGGCGCUGGAGGAAGCACAACUACAGCAGCAUCAACACCAGCAGCAGCAACAGCAGCAACGUCAGCGUUACGAUGGUGUUGAAUCCGAGGGCAGCUCGAUGGGAAGUUCCCGCAACCCAAGUCCGGUGUCACUGUUAUCUUCGACAACUACUUACAGCUCGAUUGGAUCUACCACCGACAAUGUGACUGAUGGUGGUGACCGGCGCACUCAUCCACGCCAGGAAUCAACAGCCCGGGAUGGCAGCGCAACGAGGCCCCAGAGUGGUGACAGUGCCACCGGAGAGGUCGCUACCAUCACCGCCUCGGCGAACGGUAGUCGAAGGGAUCGGGCAUCCAUGACGGAACAGUGGCGCACAACAGGAGUAACGGGCACAACAACGGCAGAGGCAGCGGCGACGACGACGGAAACGCAGGCGGCUAUCCACGAACCGGACUCGGAUUCGGAUGAUCCGGAAUCGGACAGCACUAGACGCAGCAGUCGCCGUAACGAUGGUCGUCCGAAAGCACGAUGGCCAUUCGCUGUUUCGCGCCCACUUGCCACCGUCUUCUGUACGCUCGGGCUCUUCAACAUAUCGCGCUUCGCCGUUUUUAGCGUACACUUCGGGGCGAACUUUGUCGUCCAGUUCCUGAUCUUCUCGGUCCUGUUCGGCAUCCCGAUGAUGUGGCUGCAGAUGGUGUUGGGUGCGCGGAUUCGCGGUGGUCCCGUCACCAUGUGGCGCAUUAGUCCGAUCUGCAAGGGCAUCGGGAUUGCGCUGCUGAUUGCACAAACGCUGAUCGCCCUGUACUCGGCCAUCUCGUUGGCCUGGGUGCUGGUGUACUUCCGGGAUGCGUUUACGAUGCGCAACGAGAAGUAUCGCUGGCAAGAACCGUUCGAGUACUACCGGGGUGGUGGUGUCGGUUCACUGCUGGCCCCUGGCAACCAAUCGUACCGCCUGUCCGAUACGGUGGCCGACUACUUCAACGGUGUCGUCCUGCAGCGGUAUCAUUUGCGGCUUACGCUGCCCGGCCGUACAACUGGUACGAUGCCCUCUGGUGGUGGUGCUGGUGCUGCAACGUUGCCGGGAGUGAGCGGAAUCGGGGCGAUACGGUUUCAGCUCGCCUUCAACCUUGCCAUCCUGUGGACGCUCGUGUUUGUGGCGCUCUGCCGGGGUAUCCGCUCGCUGGGGAAGGUCGUGAUCGGACUGUUCCUGUUCGCUACCGCUGGCCUGGUGGCCGUUUCGGCCAAGUUCCUUACCUUCAUCAACUACGACAGCGUACAGAACAUCUUUCCGGCGACGGAUUGGCAGGACUUUUUCCUAAAUUCGCGCAGCUGGAUGAGUGCCGCCCAAGAGACGUUCCUUACCUGGGGCCUGCUUGGUGUCUCGGUGUACUCACUCAGUUGCCGCAGCAACCGCAAGGGAGCCUGCAAUAGCCGCACGCGGCGAGAGCUCCGCCGGGAUGCUUUCCUCGUCGCCCUCAUCACACUGGCCGUGCUCAUGUUCGCGGCCAUACUCGGUAGCGUUUGUGUGCAGAUCCUGAACACGCGCGGCUACUACUACUUCCCGGGAUCGUACGAAAAUCUCGGAACGAACGUGUUUCUACUUCCUGCCAGCCAACCGUUGCCACCGCAGCACGCUACGAUGCCGAACCGCUGGUUGCUGCGCUACUCGAUGGUGGUUGGCGAAAGCUUUAAGCGCCCGUACGCUGAUCCGAGCCGCGAAAGUGGCUAUCAGGUGUUACGGUUAGUCACCGAACUGUUGCCGGCUUCGCUGGCCGCUGCCACGCAUGAAAACAUUGCACCGGUUUGGGGUCUCAUCGGUUAUCUUACGCUGCUGCUAUUUGGCCUGGGACAGCUGUGCGUCAUGUGGAAACCGAUAUCCGGGGCCUUCGGUGAUGCACCGUCUUCCAUCCUGCUGAGCUGUGUCACGGGUUUGCUGCUCGGUAUGCCGAUGGCCACUGAGGGUGGCAUCACGAUCGUGUACUAUCUCGAUACGAUCCUUGGGGCAGCCUGGUGGUUGCUGCUGCUAUGGAUCGGUCACAUCCUGGCCCUCUUCCUCGUCCGUGGCCGUCCCUUUACGAGUGACAUUCUAGUCAACGAUCUGAAGAUCCUGCAAUCGUUGUCGGCGUUCGUGGCCUUUGCCUGGAACUUUCUGCUCCCGAUCGGGCUCAUCAUACUGUGCAUCCUACAGUACCGAUUGUCGAACAGUGCCGCCCUGUUUAACUGGACACCCUCGGUCAAUGGGCAGAGCUCUAGUUAUUGGCCACUGUGGGCCCGUCAGACGGGGGGCUUCGUGCAGGUUAGCUUCCUGUUGCUUGUUCCGAUUGUGAUCGUCGUGCAGAUCUACCGCUACCUAUGCAGUGGCCCACCGGACAUAUUGGAUCGUGUGGAUCUAUUGCUACGGCCACCGGUCGACGGUGAAACGAGCAAUCCAAUCCGUGGCAUCCAGAACAGACGUCCGGCGGUGUCGGCUCCUCUGCAAUCGAACGCACCGGCCAGUAAUCGGACACGUGACGGUUCCGGGACAGAAGCGCAAGGGGCAGCAGCUGCCCUAUCGCUAUCACUCGAUGGUCGCACGGGUCAGACCGGGGAUGAUGAUGCACCACCCAAAUACACACCGCCGCCAUCCUACACGACGGCUACCGGUGCUCGUAUCGCCAAGAUGCUACGCAACAGCAUCCGGCGCAGCGUACGGCGGCUAAUGGGCGAAACAAGCGGAAGCACACAUCGGCAGCGUGCUGCUUUACCACCACCCCAUCCAACACUAGCUAGCGAUGGACCGGGUAACGCCAAUCCAGCAUCCGGUGGUGAGCUACCACCGGACUACUGCUCCGUACUGCAACAGUUCGGAGAGCCCGACUCGAUGGAAAUGGCACGCCCGGCGGCCAUGCCCCGGAUGCUGUUCAACUCUUCUACGCUCGGCAGUGGAAGCCGCCGUUAUCGAUCGCUCGUUGUACCGGCGUCAGAUUCGGCCAGUAUCUCAUCGGGAGCUGGCCCCCAGCAGAUGACCGCAUCCGAUGUACGACAGAUCCUGCGACCGGCCACCGUCACCGGGCCCACUGUGGGGGGUGUUACUGCUGCGGCGGGUAACAGUUUGACGCUGGCACCAGGGACAUCCGCUUCGGCAACGCCCGGUUUUACGCAGACACUCUGCAACACGUUGCUGCUGCGCCGGGGACACUCGAUGGAAAACCUGGUCCUGGCAGCCGCUCCCAUUGGUGACUCGAGCAUUAUUACGCUCAAUUGUGAUGACGAUGACGAUGGUGACGACUACAAUGAAGACGGCGUAAACCGGCCACGGCCCCGUAACGGAACAGAUUCUGUGAUAUAAGCGUUUGCUAUUGGGUCAACUAGGUAACCGAUGGAAGAUGGGUUUGAGAUUAAAAGUGUGCAAAAUAGCGGCACCAUGUUAGUUCUGUAGUACACAAACACACACAAAGACAUGUCUUUACAAUGAAGUCGGCGAUGUUCCGGUGCGAAAUCCGUCUGUAGAUAGCAACACACACACACAGACACACACAAACGCACUGCAUGCGAGACUAGUGUGGUAAGGUAGUGAACUGUGAAUCUCGUUAGCUUUCAGUAGUAAUGUAGACUAACGCAACGUGCGGUCGCGUCUAAACGUAGUAGUGAGAGAAGCACAGCGGUGGAGCAUAGAGUAAAAACUAGUGAAUCGCCGUUCCGUACCGUUAAUAUCAAUAAAGGAAUUAUUUAUGUUUCGCUAGAACGCAUGGCUA